Molecule: messenger RNA, 1959 nt
Organism: Hymenoscyphus albidus
Lineage: Eukaryota; Fungi; Ascomycota; Leotiomycetes; Helotiales; Helotiaceae
Source: the annotation of a GenBank genome assembly
UUUGAUUGAGAAGUUGCAUCUUUCGUGUGUCUUCUUCCAAAGUCGAUUAUUGUAAAGAUGGCGAGCGCUGACUAUGGCGCCGAGGAGAAAAGAGCCGAAAGCAUCGUUCCAAAUUCUGAUAAGAGUGACGAUGGAGUAAACCAAUUUGAAAAGAAAGCAGAACAGACGGCCCACGAUGCAGCAGAUGAUGGGCAUGCAGCUACUGAUCGGUUUGUUCAUUGUGCUCCUCACAAGUGGAUCAGUUUUUGACAAAUUACAGAUAUGGAGCUGCACUCGUUCACAUCGAUCCAAUAGCCGAAAGGAAACUUACACGAAAAAUCGAUUUCUACGUUGUUCCUACAGUCGCCCUGUUAUAUCUUUUUUGCUUCAUCGAUCGAGCGAAUAUCGGUAAAUAGAUAUACUCCACACUACUCGUAUAGCUUCUGAUGAACUCACAGGUAACGCCAGACUCAAUAACCUCGAAAGGGACUUGGGGCUCAAGGGUGAUGAUUACAACAAAAUCUUAUCCAUCUUCUACAUAUCAUAUAUUCUUUUCGAGAUUCCUUCGAACAUGGCCUGCAAGUGGAUUGGGCCCGGAUGGUAUCUACCUGCUAUAUCUCUAGGGUUUGGAAUUAUUUCGGUUUGCACAGCUUUUGUUCACGACAUCCAUCAGAUCUCUGGAGUGCGCUUUCUUCUUGGUGUUUUUGAAGCGGGAAUGCUACCAGGAAUCGCGUACUAUAUGUCGAGAUGGUACACCAGAAGGGAAUUGGCGUUCAGAUUAUCUUUAUAUGUAGGUGCUCGAUGCUCCCUUCACAUGUCGAUUGCCAAGGUGGAAAUCGACCACCCCUCUUCAGGCUUGAAUUCCAACAAGAAAUAUCGUGCUAACAUCUUGCAGGUCGUUAUGGCGCCUCUUGCCGGCGCAUUCGGGGGUCUUCUUGCCUCUGGGAUCUUCAAGCUCCCCCAUUUCGGUGGCCUUCACACCUGGCGUAUGCUAUUCGCCAUCGAAGGGAUCAUCACCACCGGCCUCGCAGUGAUCUCCUUCUUCACUCUUACAGAUCGACCGGCGACAGCGAAAUGGCUCUCUCAAGCGGAAAAAGAAAUGGCAGUCGCACGCUUAAAGAUCGAGCGAGUAGGAACAACCGAAGUCCUGGAUAAGUUCGACAAAGCCAAAACACUCAAAGGCAUCUUCUCGCCAGUCACCCUUGCUACAUCUUUUAUCUUCUUGCUGGAUAAUAUUACUGUCCAAGGACUUGCAUUCUUCACGCCCACCAUUGUCAGGACAAUUUAUCCCCGUGAGACUGUUGUUCAGCAACAACUUCAUACGGUCCCUCCCUACAUAGUCGGGGGAUUUUUUACAUUGCUCUUUCCAUUUUUGAGUUCGAAGAUGGAUAAGCGCAAUAUCUUUCUUAUCGUCAGUGCGCCUUUGAUGAUAAUUGGAUAUAUUAUGUUCUUGGCCAGCGACGCUCCUACGACCCGGUACGGGGCCACCUGUAAGUUGAAUUAUUCCUUCACAAGCAUUUCAUAAUUCCCUGUCCAUUAUAUCCCCGUCAUAUUGGGAGUCGAGAUAUGUUCAAAUCUCCACCCUUCACAAAAACCCAAACUAAUAACCCAAAAGUCCUCAUCGCCUCAGGAGCCUACUCAUUCGGCGCCAUCUGCAACGCCCAAGUCUCCGCCAACGUCGUCUCCGACACCGCCCGCAGCUCCGCAAUCGGCACCGUCGUCAUGUUCGGAAACAUCGGCGGUCUAAUCUCCACCUGGUCCUUCCUCCCCAACGACGGACCCAAUUACCCCAUCGGGAACGGCCUCAAUCUCGCUACUUCUUGCACGGUGCUCCUCACUGCCAUUGCGUUGUUGUUCUGGAUGAAGAUGGAUAACCGGAAGCGCGAGAAGAGAGAUGUCGAUAGUGAGUUGGCGGGCUUGACGCCCGUGCAGAUUCAGGAUCUGGAUUAUAACCAUCCGGCUUUUAGGUGGAAGCCCUGA